GCCUGGAUUAGGCACAGGUAAAUGCGGGGUCUGGGCCAAACCGCGUAGCUCUUACUCAACCGAUAACAGAACCUUGUGAUAAUACGACAAUUUGCUAGAAUUCGUGGCAUCAUGAGCGCCCAAGACGCACUAUCUCAACAGGCCGUGCAGAAUUCCAUUUAAUUUUGCACCAACGCUGCGUGUACCUCCGCAUUCACAGCUCUCAUUUCCUACCAUCGUUUUACAUCCUACCUCUAUGGCGUCAGACGCCGCUCAUCUACCUCCGCUAGUGCCCAAGACGUCCAAAGGCCCCAACGUCCCACGCGAGGAUACUGCAAGGCGAAAGUCCGCCUCCAAAAGUCGCAAUGGAUGCGUCACAUGUAAAGCACGGAGAGUGAAGUGCGAUGAGACAAAACCUGCAUGUAAUCAAUGCACUCGCAGGCGUGUAACUUGCGGAGGAUAUAAGAAAGACAUACGCUUCCGACCGGUGGAGAGAGCUCCGGCUCCUACCGCAAUACCUCCGCCUACCCCAGCCUCCACGGAAGAAAGAGAAGCACCCGUAGUAGAAAGCACUAUUCACUUUGGUGAGGAUCGAUCUGGUGACGAUGAUCCUACGCGUGCUUCGGGAAACCCCGGAACGAAUUUCUUUUGGCCUUGGCUAGAAGAAGAUGUAUCCAAUAUCUCCUUGCCCGAGCUUGACUUGAGUACGUUGCCAUGGAUGGAUUUCUCGCAUUUGGACUUUCCCGCUGCUACUGACAGUAAUCAAACACUGGAUCAAAUCAUUGAAGAGGCGAACAUAGACAAUAAGCAUGUCAUAGAAGGGUCACUCGGAAGCACGGACAACGUUAAUCCAGAUUCUUUUCUGCAUUCGCCGGAUUCGCCUUCAUUAGAAGUCCCCAAUUUUCCUUUCUUCCAGAACAUUGAGCUUGAAGCGGACGACAAAGACGAGGUGGAAUCUCUUUUCCACCAGGAAACCGUUACUGUACUCUCGAUAUGGGAAGACAGAGACAGAAAUCCUUGGCGCACUAUGAUAUGGCCCAUGGCACAAGAGUCAAAAGCGCUUUAUCACGCUAUAGCUGCAAUGACAUUCCUGAUGCAGAGUAAGUAUACGCCUCAUGCACGCGAGAAGGGUCUUAUACAUGCGCGCAAAAGCACACAGCAACUUGCAGCAGACUUGAGCAGUGGAGAGAUUCAGAUAGACACCGCACUUGCUGCAACCAUAGCGCUGGGUUUCGCUGAAGCAUGGGAUUUCCAAAAGUCAUCGACAGGGCGAAUGCAUAUUCAAGGCGCAAGGAUUCUCCUGCAACAGUCUAUCUCACAGCACCAACUAUCGCAGCCAUCCGAUGAUGCAGUCUCAGCUCGCCUCAGAUUUCUAGGAAACACCUGGAUCUAUAUGGACGUAUUAGCCCGUCUGACCUCUGAUUGUGGACCAAGCUUAGACUCAGAUCUCUUGCACUUUUUCACUGACGCAGGUCCACUCGCAAUUCGAGAAGAGCUUGAUCCGCUCAUGGGUUAUGCAGCUUCGCUGUUUCCAAUCAUUGGCCGGGUUGCAGAUCUGAUAGCUACCAUUCGAACACGCAACCAGCGGCGCAAUUCACCCAUCAUUAUUUCGAAAGGCAUAGAGCUCAGGCACGUGAUCCAAGACUGGUCUCCAGCCAUCGAUCUAGAAGAGGUGGAGAAGCCUACAUCCAACAUGGUUGAAGCCAUUCAGACAGCCGAGGCGUACAGGUGGGCCACAUUACUUCUACUCCAAGAGGCCGUACCUGAGCUACCCAGCUUGGUCGCGUACAAAGAGCUGGGUCAGAAGACACUUGUCUAUCUCGCUACCAUACCCGUCAGUUCUGCAACCAUCAACGUGCAUACAUAUCCUCUGAUGGUCGCGGCCACCGAGGCCGUCGAAGAAGAAGAUCGAGAGUUUGUCCGUGAUCGCUGGAAAAUUAUGCGCAAACGCAUGGUCAACGGUAUCAUCGACCGCUGCGAAGACGUCAUGGAGGAGGUUUGGCGCAGGAGGGAUGCUCAUUUCUCUGCAUGGCUAGCCCGUAACAGCCCAGACCCUUCCACCUUCUCACCUUCCAAUGCUGGAGGGAUUGCUGGGCUCAUGGACGGUUCAAAUAAGACAUCACCAGGAACGGGGAGAGAGCAAGCAAAGUCUCCUACAAGAAGGUCGACUGCGCACUCUGACUUCCCCAUAUCGAUUGCGUUCAAGAAAGGAGUCGACCCGAUUACUCGGAGUGGGAACGUCGACUAUACUGUGAAGGGGAAUUUGCACUGGAUUGAGAUUAUGAAGGAGCGGGGUUGGGAAGUCUUGCUUGGAUGAUCGACACAGUGAGCCAUCGGCUCAUAGUCAGUAGCGUCGGGACGUUCGGUACAAUCAAUGGAAUGAGGACUCCAUACGACAUGAAUUCAGACAUGUUUGUAUCAUAUUAAGCGUUAUCUGAGUGUAAACAUAUUACGCUGCGUUUGACAAGUGCUGAGGUCAUAUUCAAGCAUAGCAAAUCAUGCAUUACCCCAAGCUCACAAGAACCACGCGACUGCAGCCCCCAAACCAGCCAACGCUGGCGCCAAUGUCUUCAUCGGCGCAGCACCCUCGCUU
This is a messenger RNA of Paraphaeosphaeria sporulosa, 2572 nucleotides long. RefSeq lists its product as uncharacterized. The transcript is spliced from 3 exons. The coding region runs from base 236 to 2296 and encodes 686 amino acids. Gene Ontology annotation, biological process: positive regulation of transcription by RNA polymerase II. Gene Ontology annotation, cellular component: nucleus. The record is from RefSeq and is a predicted model, not a curated record. NCBI's taxonomy places the organism in Eukaryota, Fungi, Ascomycota, Dothideomycetes, Pleosporales, Didymosphaeriaceae. Gene Ontology annotation, molecular function: zinc ion binding; transcription cis-regulatory region binding; DNA-binding transcription factor activity, RNA polymerase II-specific.